This is a messenger RNA of Rubroshorea leprosula, 1190 nucleotides long. The record is from the annotation of a GenBank genome assembly. Lineage: Eukaryota; Viridiplantae; Streptophyta; Magnoliopsida; Malvales; Dipterocarpaceae.
AUAAAGUUGUUCAUCAAUUUUAUGCUAAUCUGAAACCAAGAGGGAAUAGAUGCAAAACUAUGGUUGCUGGGGUGUCAUUUCAGUUUUCUCCAAGGGAUAUUUGUGCUGUAUUAGAUAUACCUGAAGAAGGAGAUGAUGAGUUUCUAGAUGUGAAUCCUGCCUUAAGGAAGGGUUCUAAAUCUUAUGUUCUUGCCAGUGAUCUUCCUUGGUUUGAUUAUCUUUUGAACGGAAAAAGGGUGAACCUAGGAAGAUACAUUUUCCGGAGCAUAAUCAAGCCUUACUCACCAACUACGGGACUUCCUCAUGGUGCUCUAAUUACCAGAUUGGCGAAGAGGAACAAUAUUGAUCUUACAUCCUUUAGGUUCGGAACGGUUCCCGGUGGGACUACACUUACCAAAGCUUCUUUUGAGAAAAUGGACUGUUUGUUUAGAAAUGGCACUUGGAUAAAGAAAGGGGAACAAGAAGGGGAUGAAGAAGAAGGUGACACAGAUCAAGAAAUGGCAAAACAAGGGGCAGAAGAACAUGAAGAUGACAGCCCAAGACCAUUUCGAGCCUCCAUGCAAAGAACUAACCGUGAAACCAUGGAGUUAAUGAUAUCUGAGAUGCAGCAGCUGCACACUGACUUUUAUGGUUUCCAGACAGAAAUGAGAGGGAGAAUGACUAACGUGGAAGGACAGCUUAAUCGGCUUGUUAACCAUUUUUUUCCUCCACCCCCACUUAAUGCCAACUGACUUGAUAUUUCUUUAGUUUGGCUAAUCUUUAGGAUGGACAUCUUAGGGUUAUGCAUAUUAUGUUUUAUUUUACUAUGGAUAGAUCUUGAACCUUUUUAUCUUGUUUUAUGAAUGGAAAUGACAUCACUUGUGUUAACAUGCUUUGUGAAUGGUUGUUUAUGAUUUUGAUGAUAAUAUGCUCUUAUUGAGGGGGAGUUUAUUAAUUGAUAAGUGUAUUCAUAACUUUGGUUGUCUAUGGUGCUAUAUUGAUGAUUAUAUUCAUAUUCUUGAUGCUUUAAAGGUUGAUAGCAUGAAUUAAGGGGGAGUUUAUUGCUUAUGUUUAUGUGCUUUUUGAUGAAUGACAAAAAGGGGGAGAAGAAUAUGCUGAAUUUAAUGUCAUUUUUUAGAGUACCUUGUGCUAAAAUUCUGGUUAAUAUUGAAGUAUAUAUGUGCUUUCGUUAAUUAAUUCUCAAAGUGUUU